GAGAAACUCUGAGAUAGCAUAAAUCUUUGUAGACAACUUGGCUGCAAGCAGUUAAACUGAAAUUAACUUCUGCCUUCUGGCUGCAGAGUGCUAGUCUGACAUUCCUGCGUGAUACUCUGCAGACUAAAUCAUGCCAGCAUUAUCAACUGGAUCUGGAAGUGACACAGGUCUGUACGAGCUGCUGGCUGCAUUGCCAGCCCAGCUGCAGCCACAUGUGGACAGCCAGGAAGACCUGACCUUCCUCUGGGAUAUGUUUGGUGAAAAAAGCCUUCAUUCACUGGUGAAGAUUCAUGAAAAACUGCAUUAUUACGAAAAACAGAACCCGGUGCCCAUACUCCACAGUGCAGCAGCCUUGGCAGAUGAUCUGGCUGAGGAGCUGCAGAGCAAGCCACUGAGCAGUGAGAUCAGAGAACUGCUGAAACUCCUCUCAAAACCCAAUCUCAAGGCUUUGCUCUCUGUGCACGAUACUGUUGCUCAGAAGAACUACGAUCCUGUCUUGCCCCCCAUGCCUGAUGAUAUUGAUGAGGAAGAAGAUUCAGUUAAAAUAAUCAGGCUCGUCAAAAACAGGGAACCACUGGGGGCUACUAUUAAAAGAGAUGAACAUACUGGUGCAAUUGUGGUGGCCAGGAUAAUGCGUGGAGGAGCUGCAGAUAGAAGUGGUCUUAUUCACGUUGGUGAUGAACUGAGGGAAGUCAAUGGGAUUCCGGUAGAUGAUAAAAAACCCGAAGAAAUAAUACACAUUUUGGCUCAGUCUCAAGGAGCAAUUACAUUUAAAAUUAUACCUAGUGUGAAGGAAGAAAUGCCAGUGAAGGAAGGCAAGAUGUUUAUCAGAGCCCUAUUUGACUAUGAUCCUAAUGAGGAUAAAGCAAUUCCUUGUAAAGAAGCUGGACUUGCUUUCAGAAAAGGAGAUAUCCUUCAGAUCAUGAGCCAGGAUGAUGCAACCUGGUGGCAGGCCAAACACGAAGGUGAUGCCAAUCCCAGAGCAGGCUUGAUCCCUUCAAAGCAUUUCCAGGAGAGGAGAUUUGCACUAAGAAGACCAGAAGUACAGAUUCAGCCACUGAAAACUUCCAACAGAAAAUCAUCUGGUUUUAGAAGAAGCUUUCGUCUUAGCAGAAAAGAUAAAAAAACAAACAAAUCUAUGUAUGAGUGCAAGAAGAGCGAUCAGUAUGAUACAGCAGAUAUUCCAACAUAUGAAGAAGUUGCAAAAUAUAGACGACAACCUAAUGACAAAUACAGGCUUGUAGUUUUGGUUGGUCCUGUGGGGGUUGGACUGAAUGAACUUAAACGGAAAUUGCUGAUCAGUGACACCCAGCAUUACGGGGUAACAGUGCCACACACUACCCGACCAAGGAGAAGCCAAGAAAGUGAUGGUGUCGAAUACAUUUUCAUUUCCAAGCACUUGUUUGAGACAGACGUACAGAACAACAAGUUUAUCGAGUAUGGCGAGUAUAAGAACAACUACUAUGGUACGAGCUUAGAUUCUGUUCGAUCCGUUCUAGCGAAAAACAAAGUUUGUUUGUUGGAUGUGCAGCCUCAUACAGUGAAACACUUACGGACAUAUGAAUUUAAACCAUUUGUUAUAUUUAUAAAGCCUCCAUCACUUGACCGUUUGAGAGAGACCAGAAAAAAUGCCAAGAUUAUUUCAAGUAAAGAUGAUAAAGGAACCGCAAAACCCUUUACAGAAGAAGAUUUUCAAGAAAUGAUUAAAUCUGCCCACGUGAUGGAGAGCCAGUACGGCCACCUUUUCGAUAAGGUGAUAGUCAAUGAUGACCUCGCUACCGCUUACAGCGAGCUUAAAACAACUUUUGACAGGUUGGAGACCGAGACCUUCUGGGUUCCUGUCAGCUGGCUACAUUCAUAA
Molecule: messenger RNA, 1861 nt
Organism: Nipponia nippon (crested ibis)
Lineage: Eukaryota; Metazoa; Chordata; Aves; Pelecaniformes; Threskiornithidae
Source: RefSeq, a predicted model, not a curated record